CGGGUAUUGGAUCAACUUCGGGUCGAAUUAUUUCGAAUAUCACAUCAAUUUUAGGUCGGGUACAAUUAGGUCAAGUCAACUUCAGGUAUCAAGUUAAGUACUCCACUUCAAAUCGGGUAAUUUUCAGGUUGAUUAUUUCGGGUCAUUUUUCGGAUUACGGGUCGGGUCGGGAUUGCCGGGUCUAAAUUCUGAACUGCCCCAUCAUCAGCAGAACUCUCUGCUCACCGUGCUCGAUAGUUAGACAAAAAAAUGUGGAGAGUGAGACGUUUCACAAACCAAGCAUCCACUGUAAGACGAUCAAUUCUAAGUUCUCGGAAACAAUUUGCAAAUCAUGAAUCUUUCACAUUUUCCCCAUUUUCUCAUCCUUCAAACUCUACCUCUGUCCGCUUUCUCGAUUUCUACCAGAUGGGUAACAAAGAUGCAAUUGAGAAAGAACGUGCUCGACUUAAAGAUGAGAUGAGUAGGGGAUAUUUUGCUGAUAUGUCUGAUCUCAAAAAAAAUGGUGGCAAGAUUGCUAUGGCAAGUAAGACUCUAAUCCCUGCUGCUGUAGCUGCAAAGUUUCCAUCAGUGGAAGUUAGUUAUUCUGAUGGUAAAAGUUUUAAGCUCCCUAUUGGGUCAGAUGGAAAUGUGGUUGAUCGCGACAAUGUGGAUCUUCCUAAAGCAACUUUACUUUGUCUGUCGUUUCGUGCUAGUUCUCAGGCAAUGAAUGAUACUUGGAGCAAACCAUUUCUGAAUGCUUUCGGUGAUUCCAAGAAUAUCCACCUUUACGAGGUAUCAUUUGUGGACUCAUGGUUACUGUCACGAAAUCCUGUGAAGUGGCUCUUGCUUCGAAUGAUGAAAAAAUCAAAUCCAGCUGAGAAUUCAGGCGCUCUGCAAAGACAGUUAGUCUAUUCUUUUGGCGAUCACUAUUACUUCAGAAAGGAGCUCAAGAUAUUGAACCUUUUGACUGGGUACAUGUUCUUGCUAGAUAGUUUCGGUAGAAUAAGAUGGCAGGGUUAUGGAGCAGCAACAGAAGAGGAGUUAUCAUCACUUCUUUCAAGCACUUCUCUUCUACUGGAAGAAAAGUAAGCUGUCAAAAUCGUUUAAUGUCAGCAGCUGUUAACGUGGAUCAUCUGUCAAAAUUUUGGAACAUAACAUGAAUAAAGAAACUUCUGGGACUACUUUAGUAAAAAGAAGCAUUGAUCACUUGUUAUCUUUGUCUCUAUCAACCGUAAUUUCCCAGUGGGGAUUGACAGCACAAGUCACCCUUAUAAAGAUACCCCCCAUUACUUUGGGUUAUGUUGUUUGCUUGCUUGAUGCACCCACCAAGCUAGCAUUAGAGGUUCUCAUUUCAAUCUUAACUUCGACCUACAAACACCCCUUUUUGGUCUUUGAGCUCUAUAGGGAUUUAGAGUUUCAGAUUACACUUCGGUUUGGUUAUUGUAUUUUGAGAAGAUUCCUCAUUUAUAAUGUUAGUUUACCCCCAAGUAUCCCCUGUGAUGGCCUGAUGGGGCUUGAAUUUUUGAGUGUGGGUGUAUACAUUGCGUUUUAAUUACAUAUAUAAGCAAAAUGUGUAGUCAUGCCAUAUUGUGUUUUGUAUUCUUCUGUUAAGUCUAAUGGUGACCUCUAAUUACUGCACUUUC
Molecule: messenger RNA, 1622 nt
Organism: Chenopodium quinoa (quinoa)
Lineage: Eukaryota; Viridiplantae; Streptophyta; Magnoliopsida; Caryophyllales; Amaranthaceae
Exons: 7
Coding region: 250-1068 (272 amino acids)
Biological process (GO): mitochondrial proton-transporting ATP synthase complex assembly
Cellular component (GO): mitochondrial inner membrane
Source: RefSeq, a predicted model, not a curated record